Messenger RNA from Paramuricea clavata, 5650 nucleotides. NCBI's taxonomy places the organism in Eukaryota, Metazoa, Cnidaria, Anthozoa, Malacalcyonacea, Plexauridae. The record is from the annotation of a GenBank genome assembly.
AUGGCGACAAACUUUGACAUGAACAACAUGACCGUGGAACAACUUAUGGCACUUAGUGAGAUAGUUGAUGAUAGCGAUAUAAGUGAUUUCGAGGAUGAAGUUGAGAGAAUAUCUGAGGACAAAUUCUAUCGAGUUGCACCUAAGGAUAAGGGUAAAGAUCUCUUUGAAGGAGAAAGACAGUUCAUAGAUGAAGGAGAUCGUUCUACUGACCCAAGAAGAGCACGAAGACGACCAUUGAAUGAGAAGGGUGAGAGGGGAAUUAUGCCGACGUGGAAAUAUUCCGAGAGACAGAAGGCAAAGGCUUUGCUGGUUGAGGAGGCAUAUCAAAGUCUACUCAGUCAGGGAGUUGAGGGUUUACCACCAACAAUGGGAGGUAGAUGGAGAACUGAUGAUCCUCAAGUUAAUGCGGAGAUGAAGAGGCUAGAGAAUAUUAGGAAUCCUAAACGUCCCAGGGGAAAGCCGCCAAAGGCUAAAUCUGAUGCCAAGGUUGCAAUUCCAAAGAAACGUGGAAGACCAGCAAAGGCUAAGGUUGACACCAAAGUAGUAAUUCCAAAGAAACGUGGAAGACCACCAAAGGUUAAGUCUGAGGCUGAGGUUGUGAUUCCAAAGAAACGUGGAAGACCACCAAAGGUUAAGAAGCAAAGUGUCGCGGAGAGAUUCAUGAGUCAAAACAAAAUAAAACUCUCGAUUCCUGCAGAUAGUGUGAUAACUCAGGUGGGACCUAAUAAGUACACGGUGACGGUGGACCUAAGCAGAAGACCAACAAGGAAAGCUCCUGAGGUACCGAAAGGUGUAACUCCAUGGAGACCCGUUCCUAAGCCAAAAACAGUGUUCCCUAGAGAGAGACCUGUUCCUAAGCCAAGGACAGUGUUCCCUAGAGAGAGACCUGUUCCUAAGCCUAGAACUAAAAAGCCAGUGCCUCCUCCAAAGUUAAGAAAGCCCGUAAAGGUAAUGAAAGAAGUUGAGGAACAGCCUCCUGUGGUCGCCCCACAGGAACACGAGAUCGAUCCAUUUGGAACGUAUCUUGAGAAGCCUUCCUAUAGAAAGAUAGAAACUGCCGCAAAUGGUGCAGUGGUGACUUACUCAAUAACUCCAAACUUUAUGGAUCCCUUGGACCAGAUGACAGCAAGUAGGCAGGUUGUGAGGGGAAUUCUAAUGAACGAGUUGAAGAGAAUGGGAGGUCUAAAAUAUACGGAGACAAUUAAGGUGAGAAUGUCCAAGGAAAUCGGAAAUGAUAAAACAAAGAAGGAUUCAGUGUACUUUAAGUCAAAAACUGGAACUGCAACUAACUUUGAGGAUAUUGAAAGCACUGCAGCUCAGAACCAACUGACUAUCUUAUCCAGAAUUGAAACUUUCCAGAACUUAGGUUCAAAUUGGAUUAUUCUGAACAUUGAAAGUCAUUAUGUUAAUAUUGCAAUGUACAAACCUCUCAAGGGUAGUUCAUAUAUGAAAUUACCCGCAGACAUUAGUAAUCCAAAAUGCGGCUUAAUUAAUAUGCAAAACAAGGACGAAAAAUGCUUUAUGUGGUGUCAUGUGAGACAUUUGAGACCAAAGGCUAGGAGGGCAACUGCCAUAACAAAGCAAGAUAGGGAGUUCGCGGAGAACCUGGAUUAUGAAGGUAUUGACUUUCCUGUCAAGAUAAGCGAUAUCAACAAAAUUGAAAGAAGAAAUUCAAUAAGCAUCUCAGUAUUCGGUUAUAAGGGAAAAAAGCAGUUCUACCCAAUCAGGAACUCUAAGACAAAAUAUGAUGAGCAUAUGGAGUUGCUGCUGUUAGGUGACAACAACGGUGGUAAUCAUUAUGUCCUAAUAAAGGAUGUAAAUAGAAUGCUCUUCAGUGUUAGCGGUAACUCAAACAAAAAACACUUCUGCUUAUAUUGCCUCCAUAGUUGCACUAGUGAGGAAACAUUAAAGAAACAUAGUGAGACAUGUGUUAGUGUAAAUGGAACUCAGGCCACGAAGCUUCCCAAUGCUGGUUCAAAAAUAAAGUUUGGUCAUUAUAGAAAUUCAAUGCCUGCUCCAUUUGUAAUCUAUGCUGACUUUGAAUCUAUGCUUGUUCCUGAGGAAAGGAAAGUGGAAUCUGAAGACCCUGAGGAGAAGAGUUCAACUGAGCUUUACCAGACACAUAAAGCUUGCAGUUUUGGGUUGAAGACAGUGUGUCACUAUGAUGAUCAGUACUCAGGCGAAUAUACGAGUUACGUUGGUGCAGACGCUACAGAGGUCUUUCUGAAGACAAUUCUGAAGGAGUCUAUCAGGUGCCGGGAAAUGGUGAACAAAAUCUUCAAGAAAAAGAUGGUAAUCACACCUGAACAAGAAGCUGAGUUCUGGAUGACAAGGAACUGUUCCAUUUGUGGAUGCGACUUAGGUGAUGACAGAGUCAGGGACCAUGAUCAUGUAACUGGACUUUACCGCGGAGCUGCUCAUAAUAUGUGUAACUUGAAAUAUAGAAUUACAUGGAAACUUCCAGUGGUCUUCCAUAAUCUAAGAGGUUAUGAUAGUCAUCUGAUAAUGCAGGAGAUUGGCAAGUUUAAGAUGAACAUUAACGUUGUCCCAAAUAACAUGGAGAAAUACAUUUCCUUCUCAUUAGGAAAAAGUCUUGUGUUCAUUGAUUCCAUCCAAUUCAUGGCUUCUUCUCUAGAGGCACUUGUGAAUAACCUUUCACCUGAAGACUUCAAGAUAGUCGGUAAGAGGUGGCAAGGUGAGGACUUUGAUCUAGUACGACAAAAAGGAAUAUUUCCCUAUGAAUACUUAGAUGACAUCAGCAAACUAGACUCUGAGGGGCUUCCAAGUAAAGACAAGUUCUAUUCGUCUCUAUAUGAAUCUGAAGUGAAAGAAGAAGAUUACCAAAAAGCGCAAAAAGUUUGGAAUCACUUCAAGAUGAAAACGAUGAGGGACUACCACGAUCUUUAUCUAGAGACUGACGUUCUUCUGCUAGCGGAUGUCUUUGAGAAUUUCAGGAAGACCUGCCUGGAGAAUUACAAGCUUGACCCUGCUCAUUACAUCUCAGCACCUAGUCUAAGUUGGGACGCGUUCUUAAAACAGUCAGGUGAGGAAAUAGAAUUGGUAAGCGAUAUGGAUAUGUUCCAGUUCUUUGAGAAGGGAAUGAGAGGUGGGGUAAGUCAUAUUGCUCAUAGACACUCUACGGCGAAUAAUAAGUAUAUGGAAACGUAUGACGAAGAAGCUAAAAACAAGUUCCUUAUGUACCUCGACGCCAACAAUUUAUAUGGCUGGGCGAUGUCUCAACCUCUUCCUAAUGGAGAGUUUAAGUGGAUCGAGGAAGUUGACAAAAUAAAUAUUGAUGACUACUUAGGAGACAGUGGAAGGGGUAUGGUUCUUGAGGUUGAUAUGGAAUAUCCAGCAGAACUUCACGACCUACAUAAUGGUUAUCCACUAGCUCCAGAAAGUAAGGAGAUUGAUGCGUCAAUGUUAUCAGACUAUGCAAAGGAUAUUGCUGAUAAAUUCCAGCUGACAAUUGGAGGUGUAAGAAAACUGGUAAACUCACUUGGUCCCAGGAAGAAUUACGUUCUACAUGUCAGGAAUCUGAAACUCUACAUGGAACUCGGAAUGAAACUUAUGAAGGUUCACAGAGCAGUCUCCUUCAAGCAGUCAACUUGGCUGAAAAAAUAUAUUGACUUCAAUACUCAAAAACGAUCAGUCGCUAAGAAUGCGUUUGAGAAAAACUUCUUCAAGCUAAUGAACAAUUCCAUCUAUGGAAAGACUAUGGAGAAUUUGAGGAAGAGAGUUGAUGUGAAACUAGUGUCGUCGGAAAACGAUCUCCUUAAACUAACUGCGUCUCCAUGCUUCCAGUCACAUAGGAUUAUGAAUGAGAACCUGAUCGUGGUAAAGAGAAUGAAGGAAGUGUUAACCUUGAAUAAGCCGUGUUAUGUGGGAAUGAGUAUCUUAGACUUAUCCAAGACUCUAAUGCACGACUUCCAUUACAACACGAUCAAAAAGGAGUACGGUGACAAGUCGAAGCUCCUAUUCACAGACACUGACAGUCUAAUGUAUGAGAUUAAGACUGAUGACGUGUAUGAGGACUUCAAGAGGAUCGGUGAGAAGGAAGACUGUUGGGACAACUCAGAUUAUCCGAAAGAUUCUCCGUAUUACUCAGCUCAUAAUAAGAAGGUAAUUGGAAAGUUUAAGGAUGAAGCUGCAGGAGUGCCGGUGAUAGAAUUCGUAGGGUUAAGGUCAAAGAUGUACUCCUAUGUGAAGGAGAGUGGUGGAGGUGGAAUGACAGCAAAAGGUGUGAAAAAGUAUGUGAUCAGAAACAAGCUCACUCAUGAAAACUUUAAGAACGUGAUUAAGACCAAAGGUAGGAUGAGACAUAAGAUGAACACAAUCCGAAGCAUCAAGCAUAAGAUUGGAACCUACCAGCUAAAGAAAAUUAUACUCAGCUGUUUCGAUGACAAAAGAUACCUACUUGAAGAUGGUGUUACAAGUUACGCUUACGGACACCACUCAAUAGGAAAAGUAAAUUGUUAAAUAAUGUUGAAAAAAUAAUGCUGAAAAAUAAUAGAAAAAUAAUAGAAAAAAUAAUGCCAAAAAUAAUAGAAAAAAUAACGCCAAAAAUAAUAGAAAAAAUAAUGCCAAAAAUAAUAGAAAAAAUAAUACCAAAAAUAAUAGAAAAAUGGUCUAGAAAAAUAUGAGCCCGCGUUUUUGAGGGAAAAAUACGGAAACCGCUGACCGGAAGUUGGGAGAGAUCGCGGGCCGAAAAAGUGGUCUAGAACCAUCAUUCCCUAUACUACUGUGGAGUGUUAUAGAUAGAUAUGGAGUGUUGUAGAUACCUAUGGAGUAUUAUAGAUAGCUAUGGAGUGUUAUGGAUACAAGUGGAGUGUUAUAGAUAGCUAUGGAGUGUUGUAGAUACCUAUGGAGUGUUAUAGAUAGCUUAGGAGUGUUAUGGAUACCAGUGGAGUGUUAUAGAUAGCUAUGGAGUGUUGUAGAUGCCUAUGGAGUGUUAUAGAUAGCUAUGGAGUGUUAUGGAUACAAGUGGAGUGUUAUAGAUAGCUAUGGAGUGUUGUAGAUACCUAUGGAGUGUUAUAGAUAGCUUUGGAGUGUUAUGGAUACCAGUGGAGUGUUAUAGAUAGCUAUGGAGUGUUAUGGAUGCAAGUGGAGUGUUAUAGAUAGCUAUGGAGUGUUAUGGAGUGUUAUGGAUACCUUUGGGUGUUAUAGAUGGCUAUGGAGUGUUAUGGAUACCAGUGGAGUGUUAUAGAUAGCUAUGGAGUGUUAUGGAUACCAGUGGAGUGUUAUCGAUAGCUAUGGAGUGUUAUGGAUACCAGUGGAGUGUUAUCGAUAGCUAUGGAGUGUUAUGGAUACCAGUGGAGAGUUAUCGAUAGAUAUGGAGUGUUGUAGAUACCUAUGGCGUGUUAUAGAUAGCGAUGGAGUGUUAUGGAUACCAGUGGAGUGUUGUCGAUAGCUAUGGAGUGCUAUGGAUACCAGUGGAGUGUUAUCGUUAGCUAUGGAGUGCGAUGGAUACCAGUGGAGUGUUAUAGAUAGCUAUGGAAUGUUAUGGAUACCAGUGGAGUAUUAUAGAGAGCUAUGGAGUGUUAUGGAUACCAGAGGAGUGUUAUCGAUAGCUAUGGAGUGUUAUGGGUACCAGUGGAGUGUUAUAGAUAGCUAUGGAGUGUUACGGAUACCAGUGGAGUGUUAUCGAUAG